Teleopsis dalmanni is the source of this 1946-nucleotide messenger RNA. RefSeq names its product neural/ectodermal development factor IMP-L2 (gene ImpL2). Gene Ontology annotation, cellular component: neuron projection. The transcript is spliced from 4 exons. The record is from RefSeq and is a predicted model, not a curated record. Bases 843 to 1646 code for a protein of 267 amino acids. NCBI's taxonomy places the organism in Eukaryota, Metazoa, Arthropoda, Insecta, Diptera, Diopsidae.
CUGUUUCUGACUUUGAGACAUAACAGUAAAGUUUGGGAGAUUCAGUCGUCGUAUAAGUUGUAAAAUAUAUUAGUAUUUUAUUUAUCUUCGUUUAAAAUAUUUUUGUUGUAAUAUUUAAAUCUUAAAUUUGUUAAUUGCAUAAAGCAAAACUAAUCAAAUCGGCCUGUAAUGUCUAUUAAUUCUUGCACUUUGGUCGUCUGCCGUGUGACUAAAGCUGAAAAAAAAAUUUUAAAACAACAACCAAAAAAACCAUUUUUUAUAUAUAAAAUUACCAAAUUAUAAAAAAAGGCUCUAAGACAUUUCUGUAAUCAAUCAAAUUCUGUGAAUGUUUAAUAAUCAACGCGUUCGUAUAAAUUUUAAACAUUUUUGUGAAGUAUUUAAAAUAGCAAUAUAUAAUUAAAAUUGCUAGCGAAAUUUGCAAAAAAUACGUGCUUAAAACUGUGUAAUUAAAUCUAUCAAAAUUUCGCCUUUAACAAGAACUGAUUUCUUCAAAACGGAGCCCUUCAUAGAUUCUAUGUCAUUUUUAAAUUCUAUGUCGUUUCUAUUCAAUAAAAAAAUACAAAAGCAACCAAGAGCCAACGGAAAUAACUUUGAACUGAUAAAUUCAUUUAUAACGUAACAGUUAAUUUAAAAUUAAAAAGAAAAAAAUUAAAUUAACUGUAGCACCUGCGAACAAGUGUGCAAAUUGUUAAGAACUUGAUUGAGUAAAAUAAAAAAUUUAUAUACAAGUGAAAACAAUUAUUGUAUAUUCUUCUGUGCGAAUUAUAUUCUUCAGUUUUUUAAAAAAGAAAUCUUUAAACAUUACCAAUCUACGCAGAAAAAGAAAAAAGAAAUCAAAUACUAUGAAUGUACACGGGUUAAUAAUAGCGCUACUUGUGUUCGGCGCCGUAGCUGUGCACAGCCGUGCUAUUGAUGAUGUCGACAAUUCCAUCGAGGCUAAUAGCGAACAACAACAACAGCAACCACAGUCAAGACAAAAUCGAUUCGAACAGGAUUGGAUUAAAUUUACUAAGCCACCUCCGUCCAAAGUAUUUCAGUCUUUGGGCUCACCAGUCGAGAUUGUCUGUGAAGUAAUGGGCUCACAAAUACCCACAAUUAGUUGGGUAGUUGGCAAUUUGCCCCUUUCAGAGCUUGACAGCAUGGAGUCCAAUGUUAUAUCAGAAUCUAGUCCUAGUGCCAUAGUGCGUGUUCGUUCCGUACAUAUUGUUGAUCACAUGUUGAGUGAACCACGUACCUAUACUUGCGUCGGUCGUACCGGACCAAAAACAGUUUAUGCUUCUACUACAGUUUAUCCUCAGAGCGAUUUAAAAGAUUUGGUACAAGUACGGGACAAACCUUUCGCAACAGCUCUAAAGCCAAAGAUCAUUUACAAUGAGAAGCUACAUUUGGAUUUGGUUGGUUCAAAUAUUAUGUUGCCAUGUAAAGUGCAUUCACGUCCACGUGCUGAGGUCUUCUGGAUGAAUGGCGAAGGCAAGCUAAUUGAGCAAAACCAUCGCUAUAAAAUUUUGCCUAAUGGAGAUUUGUUAAUUUCUGACAUUAAAUGGGAAGACAUGGGUGGAUACAAGUGCAUUGCACGAAACAUUCACGGAAAAGAUACAGCUGAUACCUUUAUCUAUCCAGUACUUAGGGAAGAAAGCAAACCUUAAGACGCUGUCACAUUGGCAACAAUUUAAAAUUAAAGUUUCCUAAAGCGAAUAUGCUUAAAACUGUUUAGUACUUUAAAUAGCCAAAAAAUUCAGAGCUAAUUAAAUAGAAAAUGAUAUCAAAAAAUGAAAAAAAAAAUUAAUAAAAAAUUAAGAAAAGUCAAAAAAAAAAUAUUAAAUUUUUUUUUAUAAAUUUAGUUAUUUAAUAAUUGUAUUAAUCACAUUUACUAACAAUUCCUCUAGGCUAAAAUAAUUUUCACUUCUGUUAGAAAAACUUAUUUAAUUUUUAUAACUUUUCUUAUC